CAUCUUCGCAACAGAAUCAGUGUUCGCAUUCUGAAAUAUUAAAAGCGUUUUUUUCUGUGUUGUUAUUGGACAAACAGCUGCCUGCAUGUUUUUUCUAGAAGAAUAUUACAACAAAUUUUUAAAUUUACCACCAUCCUUUCAUUUCCAAGCUGCUUUUUCUGAUAAGGAAAUUUUCAAUUUGGAAGCAGAUUUUACAAGCUGUCAUUGCGAAGAAGAUAUCAACAUGUCAUCAGUACCUCAGGGAGCCUUCGCGGCAAAAAAAAUGCGACAAAGAGAAGAAAAAAUCAAAGCUGCUUUGGAUCCCACCCAGUAUAAUAGUAAAUUUAUGAAUAGUAUUUGGGGACAGUAUAAUCGAUAUUCAGUCCAUAAUUUAAAGAAACUAAUGCACGAAAAUACCCUAAACUACUUUGUGUAUCCAGUUGAGAAAUUCUCAGCUGGAGAGCAAAAUACAUUCUUAAGUGAAGUCAAAAAUUCACACAAAAUCUACAAUUAAUUUGAGUCAAGGCUGAAAAUGAAGAUUAUAGAGAAUGUAUAUCUAUCAAUAUGUAACUUUUUCGUAAAUAUAGUUCAUAAAAACAA
Molecule: messenger RNA, 579 nt
Organism: Diabrotica balteata
Lineage: Eukaryota; Metazoa; Arthropoda; Insecta; Coleoptera; Chrysomelidae
Source: the annotation of a GenBank genome assembly